AUGCCAGUGAUGUCCAAAACAGACCGCCUGCAAGGUCUGCUCGACUUUGCUCGCCAGGCCAAUGAGGUCGAGCAACAUCGCGUCUCGCUCGAGACUUUCCUCGCUGGCAUUCAGCAAGAGGAUGAAGACCUCGAUGAGGCACAGCUGAAGCAGAUUCAGGCAAGCCAACGUAUGCCAAGCCACCUACCUUUGCUAACAGGUCAGCUCACCAUCUACCAAACGCUCCUGGGUCUUUUCAAUACCAGUAUGUAUGACCACGCCAUCUACGAGAACCUUCCUAAACGUAAACCAGAUGAUUCGGUCUCAAAGUCCACUCAAACCUCCGCAACGACAGCCUCACGCGCGACGCAGACCGACGCGGCGACAGACUCCCUUUGGGAUCUAUUGCCUAAAGCUCGCGAAGAAGCCUUCCAGCGCGGCCUCGAUGCUGGAAAAGACGACGGACACAUCCAAGGAAUCAAGGAAGGCCACAGCGCUGGUAUGACGGAAGGCCUGGCUAUCGGGCUCAAGCAGGGGCAAACGGAGGGCUUGAAGACAGGGUUAGAUCAGGGCAAGGAGGUCGACAUGCAACGCGGCAUCGAGAUAGGAAGAAAACUCGGCUAUGCUGAUGGUCUCGCUGAGCGCCUGAGACAAACAAAGGAGAAGAUGAAGAAGCUGGACGAAGAAGACACCAGCAGGCACAUACCACAGGUAGAGGCGACUCGCGAGAAGAUCAUCGUGAAGCUACCUUCAAGGUUACCCGCAAUGGUCAUCAAGGAGGAGAAGGAGGAAGAGGCUAAGCCCAAGCCCAAGCCUAAGCCCAUACCGAUGAUCAAUGGUAUCGACCCAUUUGCGUCACUUUUGGGUCUGGCACGCAGGAAGUAA
This is a messenger RNA of Alternaria metachromatica, 864 nucleotides long. RefSeq lists its product as uncharacterized. The coding region runs from base 1 to 864 and encodes 287 amino acids. Lineage: Eukaryota; Fungi; Ascomycota; Dothideomycetes; Pleosporales; Pleosporaceae. The record is from RefSeq and is a predicted model, not a curated record. The transcript has a single exon.